GCGGAGCCAGUAGCUCUUACAGUCAGAGCUGCUGUAGAUGAAGGAGUAGGAGGAAAUGGGUCUGAAUUGAAUUUAAAAAAACACGCACAACAAUCGCCAGCCUAGGAAAGCGAGAUGGAUCGUGUUCCCGCGUCCUAGAAACCUUGGGCCGGAGAGACUCAUCAGGGCCGUGGGCCCCAGGAGGAGACGGGGAGGCCCUAUAGACGGCUAGACCAGCUUGAGCACGUUUCCAGAGCCUCCUGCUCCCCUUGGCUCCCCCUGACCUCUGCCCGCCUCCAUCUGCCCGGUCAAGAUGUCCAGAGACCACAGCGCACGGCACCGGCCGUGGUCGGUGUACCGCGCUAACACCUUCGACCUCUCCUCUGAGAUGAUGGGGCUCACGCUUGCAGGAAACAGCCAGGACCCAGAUGAGCCUGUUCUGGAGUUCAGUCUUGCCUGCAGUGAGCUGACCACUCCAGCUCUGGACCGCAAACCAAACACUUUUGUGACCGUGAGCUGCACCACACCCCCUCAGGCCUUCUGGACCAAACAUGCCCAGACAGAGAUCAUCGAGGGCACAAGUAACCCCGUCUUCCUGAGCAGCAUUGCCUUUUUCCAAGACUCGCUCAUCAACCAGCAGACGCAGGUCAAGCUGUCGGUGUACGAUGUCAAGGAUCGCUCUCAGGGCACGAUGUACCUGCUGGGUUCCGCAAUGUUUACUGUGAAGGAACUCCUGCAGGAUAAACAUCACAGGCUACACCUGGGGCUCAGAUCUGCAGAGAACGAGCAGAUGGGAAACAUUACCGUCAUCGCCUGGCAAAUGGAGGAGAAAAGGGACCAGAGGGCUCCAGUGUCCCGGCUGCCCGACUCUGUCAACGGCAGGAUGGUCCUGCCAGUGGACGAAAGCCUGACGGAGUCCAUGAGAAUAAGAGCCAAAAGAGCAUCUUUGUGUAAAGACAGUCUUCUGAAAUCAGUGUUUGGCGGUGUCAUGUCCCGAAUGUAUCGGUUCCCAACCACGGACGGGAAUCAUCUGCGGAUCCUAGAGCAGAUGGCCGAGAGCGUGCUCUCUGUCAAUGUCCCCAGACAGUUUGUCAAGUUGCUGCUUGAGGAGGAUGCAGCUAGGGUGUGUGAGCUGGAGGAGCUGGGAGAGCUAUCUCCAUGCUGGGAGAACCUUCGGCGACAGAUUAUCACUCAGUACCAGACCAUAAUCCUCACAUACCAGGAGACCCUUGCUGAUCUACAUGAAUAUAAAGGUCCCUCCUUCAAGGCCAGUACCCUGAAGGCAGAGAGAAAGCUGGAGUUCAUGCCCACCAAUCUGCAUGUCCAGAGAAUGAGGGUACAGGAUGAAUCAGGAUUUGAUCACACUUAUGACGUGGUAACGCUUGGGGCCCCGGCCGCCCACUGCCAGGGGUUCAAGAGCAGUGGCCUCCGCAAGCUAAUCCACAAAUUUGAGGAGGCUAAGAAGCAUGCUUAUGAGGAGGGUUGCAGUGCAGUGUCCAGUUCCCAGUCCAUCGUCUACGUCCCUCAGGACAUUAUCCGCGCCAAGGAGGUCAUUGCCCACAUCAACACCCUGAAGACGCAAGUCAGCUACUAUGCUGAGCGCCUGUCCCGUGCCGCCAAGGAGCGCUCAGCCAAUGGCCUAGAGAGGACGCUGGCCAUCCUGGCUGACAAGACUCGCCAGCUGGUGACAGUGUGUGACUGCAAGCUGUUGGCUUCGGCUAUCCAGGCCCUGAACGCAGCACGGCCCGAGUACAUUGCUUCGAAGGCCUCGCCCUCGACCGUUGACAGUGACCAAGUGGUGCUCCGCAAUGACCAGGACACGCUGGUGGCCAAGUGGGCUGGCGGCAACAGCCGGUCCUCUCUGCACGUCAACUGGCAUGAGGAGGAAUGGGAGAAGGUCUGGCUGAAUGUGGACAAGAGCCUCGAAUGCAUCAUCCAGCGCGUGGACAAGCUCCUGCAGAGAGAGCGGCUCCAGAGCGACAGCAGCGAAGACGUCUUCCUGUGUGACCAGCAGGGGGCCACUAGCAGGAAAGGUAACCGGAGGACACGAGCAUACUGGAUAAACCCCGGCCCGGAAGAGUCUUCCUCACCCACUGCAUGCCCGCCAUCGCCAACCUCAUCAGCAUAUUCUCCAUCACCUUCACUUUCAACAUUAUCAUCAUCGUCAUCCUCGCUUCUUUUCCCGACCACUGCAUGCCAGUUCAUCUGUGAGCCAGAGUGGAGUGAAGCCCUGUACCCUCUGCUCACCACGCUGUCUGAAUGUGUGACUAUGAUGAGCGACAAGGCCAGGAAAUCCAUGGUGUUCCUGCUGAUGCAGGAUAGGGCGCCCACCAUCGGCAUGGACCUGAGUCUGCAGUACCGCCGUGACGUGGUCUUCUGCCAGACGUUGACUGCUCUGAUCUGUGGUUUCAUCAUCAAACUGAGGAACUGUCUCCAUGACGAUGGGUUCUUGAGACAACUUUACACCAUUGGGCUUCUUGCACAGUUCGAAAGCCUCCUCAGUACCUAUGGGGAGGAGCUGGCCAUGCUGGAGGACAUGAGCGUGGGAGUCAUGGACCUGAGGAAUGUCACUUUCAAGGUCACGCAGGCCACAUCCAGUUGUUCUCCAGACAUGUUGCCCGUCAUCACCGGGAACAGGGAUGGCUUCAACGUCCGCAUCCCAUUGCCUGGGACUAUGUUUGAUGCGUUGCCGCGGGAAAUUCAGAAUGGCAUGCUUCUUCGAGUCCAGCCUGUGCUUUUCAACGUGGGCAUCAAUGAGCAGCAGACGCUUGCUGAAAAGUUUGGAGACACGUCGUUGCAAGAAGUUGUUAACAUGGAGAGUUUGGCUCGACUGAACUCCUACUAUGAGCAGUUUAAGGAAGUCUUGCCUGAAGAUUGUCUACCUCGAUCCCGCAGCCAGACCUGUUUGCCUGAACUGCUGAGGUUUCUGAGCCAAAAUGUCCAUGCCAGGAAGAACAAAAAUGUGGACAUCCUGUGGCAGGCAGCAGAGAUCUGCCGGCGCCUGAACGGCGUGCGCUUCACAAGCUGUAAGAGCGCCAAGGACCGCACAGCCAUGUCGGUGACACUGGAGCAGUGCCUCAUCUUGCAGCACGAGCACGGCAUGGCCCCACAGGUUUUCACGCAGGCCCUGGACUGCAUGCGCAGCGAGGGUUGUCGACGGGAGAACACCAUGAAGAAUGUGGGAUGUCGCAAGUAUGCCUUUAACUCUCUGCAGCUGAAGGCCUUCCCCAAACAUUACAGACCUCCAGAAGGGACAUAUGGCAAAGUUGAGACUUAAUAAAACAGCAAUUGAAAUGACAAGAUAGAAAAUGAAAAAUAUAGGUCAAUACUUGUGUACUUGUGAUAUAUGUUAUAGAGAAAUAGAUACUGAAUACAUGCCUAUUUAAACAACUACACAUUCAAAAAAUAAAACAAGCUAUUGCUUCAUCCAGUCUGGAGUCACCUGAAUAAGUAGAGCAUGUUUAUCUCACACAUAAGAACUCAGUAGACUAUUUCAUUAAACUCUAAGAGCAAUGAAGGCAGUGCAGUCAAGUGCUUACCUUAGAUGGAGCUCAAAAAGAGCAUGUGGAGGAGAAAAAAGGCUUUCUACUGAAGCCAUGGUGUGUAAUGAGUAUGGUCUGCUGGAAUGCUGUAUAGUCAUUACAGACACAGAACAUUUUCACAGAGAGGUCAUGUUUGGGCUUGACACCACAUGGAGCUUGUCCACCACGUCCAUCUUGGUUGUGUCCAUUUGAGUCUUGCGUAGCAUCUUUCCCAAAGGAUUGUGGGUUGUCCUGGGGAAUCAAUUUGUUUCAUUUUCUCAAUUUGUAUCAUAGAUAAAAUCCACCAAAUGGCCAUUUUUUCACCAAGUAUGUAAAUACAUCAGGAAAAAAGCUUUGAAGACUACAUGAGCAAGACAGUUUGACACUUUGUAAGCGCACUGACAUCUAGAUGAUGUUAUCACUGUAGACAGUCAUGGCUGUACCACUUACACAGAAUCUCACAUCUAUCACAAGUACUUGUGUACAUAUGAUAAGUGAUACUUUGAUUAUUAAGGUCAAUCUAAUUUGUCUGAAAUGUCAGUGCCAUUGUUGGCCUUCUUCUGCGUGUUUCAGUAUCUAGCCUCAUAUGGAUUGCAUUCUGCAUUUUGGAUUUGUGAAGCUGUGAAUGUGCAAAGCCUUGUCAUUGCAUCUCAGGACUGUGUCUUGCUGAAAUUCUGGGCUUCUCCAGGAAAGUCUUACAUUUCAGUAACUAACUGGCUUUACCAAAACACACACACACACACACACACACACACACACACACACAAAUGUAAUGACCAAAUUGUAUCCUAAAAAUACUACUCACCUGAGCUAUAGAGCCACUGGGCUGGAUGGGUAUUUCUAUAAGUAGGCUGCCUUUACUACUCUUACUACUCUCUUAAACCUCAGAUUUCCUGUAAUAAUGAUAGUAGCUUGACAGUCCACUAAAAAGUCAAGCUAGGUCCAACUUUCAGAUGUCCUCUGCCUCAGGCAACAUAAUGCACAGCUGUAAGUCCAAGAGCAACCAGUCUGAGCUCUCAGCACUGUGUUUACUUGUCUGACUGAUUUAGAUAGACUUGUUUUCAACUUUAUUAAUUUAUUCAUUGAGCCGUGAAGCUUUUCCACUUCACCGAUGCUAGUUAUCAUGUAUUGUGCCUUGUGCUCUACAUUUACAUCAGAAAUAUAGAUUGCUCACUAUGCAGUGGGCUGUGCUUAGAUCCUUAAGGUUUUCUUCUCUUUUAGGGAGUAUCUGGGGAAGAGGGAGGUUUUAAAAUGCCAGUCUGUAACCUAGGCUGUCAAAUGAUCCAUAUCCUGAGAAAACCACUGAGAGAAAAACAAAAUAUGCCAAAAAAAAUUGUGGUUUUGUGACUCAGGAGUUUGUCUCAGAGAUUAUGGUGCUUGCUUUGUUUGUGGAAUAGUGGCUGAAGCAUCUUGUGCAUUUACUGCCUACUCAAGUAGGUUUUAAAAGUUAUCUUAAAUUCUUAACUGUGGGAUGUGAGGCCAUUCUUAGUUGGCCAUAACCACACACCCAUGCCGUAAACUUUGUGUGAUCAUGAAUAACUCCCUCAAAAAGAUGCCACCAUGCUGUAUUUUUUUUUUUUUUUUAAACUUAUGUGUUUAGUGAAGGCAAAUGUUGGCGAAGGUUAGCAGAUGUGCAUAGCUUUUAUUUCAAGGCUGUAAAUGCCACUUUAUUACUGGCUUGGGCAGUUUUUAAAGGCUUUCCUAUUUUUGCCAAAAACUCAGUCUUGUCAUAAACCAAAAACUAGCAUUUUAUGAGCAAAUGAAAGUUUACUGGGGGGGAAAAUGUAAUUCUUAUAUUGACAACAUGGCAUGAAAAAAUUGUCUUGCAAUAUUUUGUAUCAUACAUUGUAGAUUAAAAACUACUGUGCUAUAGAAGUGUGUUUUAGAAGUAACUAUUAAUGUGUCACAUUAAAUGACAGCGUACACAAAAUGCACGGACAAUGUUUCCAAAUGACAAGGCUAUGCUUCAUGGCUUGCAAAUGACAAAAAUGCACACUUUCAUCAAAGGAGACAAUUUAUUCCCACCAUCAAUUAAUGAAUUGCUUAAAUAUUAUGUCAUUAACUACAUUUCUCAAACAAUCAGUUAUUAAAUAUGACCUCCAUUACUUACCUCCUGAGCAGAA
This is a messenger RNA of Scleropages formosus (Asian bonytongue), 5623 nucleotides long. RefSeq names its product type I inositol 3,4-bisphosphate 4-phosphatase-like. The coding region runs from base 293 to 3256 and encodes 987 amino acids. Lineage: Eukaryota; Metazoa; Chordata; Actinopteri; Osteoglossiformes; Osteoglossidae. The record is from RefSeq and is a predicted model, not a curated record. Gene Ontology annotation, molecular function: phosphatidylinositol-3,4-bisphosphate 4-phosphatase activity. Gene Ontology annotation, cellular component: cytoplasm. The transcript has 23 exons.